Molecule: messenger RNA, 1455 nt
Organism: Zea mays
Lineage: Eukaryota; Viridiplantae; Streptophyta; Magnoliopsida; Poales; Poaceae
Product: Protein NETWORKED 3A
Molecular function (GO): actin binding
Source: RefSeq, marked provisional
AUCGUUGCGGUUGCCGGGCGGGCGCGUCGUCUGUUCUCUCUCUCUUUCUCUCUCUCUCGAUUACUUCUCGUUCGUGCAGUGCAGAUGAACUCUUAAUGUUCGUUUUUUUUCCCUUGAAGUUCUGCUUUGUUCUGUGACAUAAGUGAGGUACUACAUCGAAAAACGAUCUGAUUUUAUUUUUCAGGUCACAAACCUGAAAAUACCAAUCUACGAUACAGAUCUAGAAACCACGAAUACAUAUUUUGUCGGGGCUAAUAGGGGGGAAAAAAGAAGAUAUUCUGUGGCAUCGGAACUCUGUAACACUGUUGGUUUCUGUGAACGCUUCAGGUAAGGCAAGGCAAGGUAAGUGACGAGACAAAGAUGGUGCAGGAGGAGCUGCCGCAGGCAUGGUGGUUCGACAGCCACAACCUCGCGAGGCCGUCGCCAUGGCUGAACAGCACGCUCUCAGAGCUGGAUGACAAGACCAAGCAAAUGCUGAAGCUGAUCGACCAAGACGCGGACUCGUUCGCCCAGCGCGCCGAAAUGUACUACAAGAAGCGGCCGGUGCUGGUGGACAUGCUCGGCGACCUGUACCGCACGCACCGCUCGCUGGCGGAGCAGUACGACCUGCUGAAGCACGGCAGCGGCACACGGCACACGGUGUUCGGCCUGUCUUCCUGCACACAGAGCCGGUCGUCGACGAACGGCAGGACCACUCCUCGCUCCUCCUGCUCGGCCUCUACGUACGACUCGGAGUCCGAAGUGGACGACCCCGGGCAGGAAGAAUACGAGGCAGAGCAGCUGGCGCGUGCGGGGAUGGCCAAGACGGAGUCGCCGCCGCCGCCGCCGGAGCAGCAGCAGCAAGAACAGCGUGAGCAGGCGGAGCAGCAGAUGCGCGCGGAGAUCGAGAGGCUCAAGGCGCAGAACGCGGCGCUGCAGAAGGCGGCCGAGGAGAGCGCGGCGGCGCUCAGGGCGGAGCUGGCCGGGAAGGACGAGGAGAAGCGGGAGGUGAUCAGGCAGCUGGCGUCGUCCAUGGACGUGAUGAGGCAGGAGAACCUCACGCUGCGCGAGCACAUCAGCAGGGGAUCGUCGAAGCGUUCCUCUGCGCCCCGCGCGGGAGCUGCGUUCGAUCUCAGGAAGGUGGCCAGGGGCCUCUUCUCCGCGAGGCUGUUCACCGCGCACUGCAGGCCUACGGGCCCCAUCGUCGCGCUCUGAGCAGGAUGCCAGGAUCGUGAAGAGAGACAGCGUAGAUAUGCAUUUGUUGUAGGCGAGUGAUGUGCAUAUUAUAGGAUGGCAUCGAUCGAUAUUCCCUCCGCUGUCUGUUUCUCAGGUUCAACUAAACUAGAGGGAGCACUCGUUUUUUACUAUGAUGGCGUAGUAGUAGUAGUUAACUGUAGUUAAAUAUUUACUAGUCAUAUGGAUGCAUGUUUGUAUGAUGGCGUUAAUUAUUGUUAAGUAUUAUUUUGUCAGUUCCUC